Molecule: messenger RNA, 2265 nt
Organism: Penicillium maclennaniae
Lineage: Eukaryota; Fungi; Ascomycota; Eurotiomycetes; Eurotiales; Aspergillaceae
Product: RIX1/PELP1 family protein
Exons: 3
Coding region: 1-2265 (754 amino acids)
Biological process (GO): rRNA processing
Cellular component (GO): nucleus
Source: RefSeq, a predicted model, not a curated record
AUGGCUGCCACCACUCUGCGGGCGGUCACUCAUCGCUUGACAACCACGCCGGUCGAUCAAUUGCCCUUCAUCGCUUCAUUUCUUGCAACUUCGUUGAGCGAUUGCGCCGAACUACUUUCUGCCCCGCAAUCCCAAAAGCCAGGCAAAUCCGACUCUGAAAAUGCAGUUCAGACUCACAAACUCAAGACUCGCCUGGCUAGUUUGCUGCAGGACCGCACUGUGGAGGGUCGCUGGACUGCAGUGGUUCUGGUGAAAGCUACCGUCGAAGCCGGUCAAUGGGAGAUUCUCCGUGGUUACGAGCCGAUUGUUCGCGGUCUGAUUGGAAUUUUAGCGAAACCCGAUCCUGUGUCUACGAGGAAGAUGUGUAUCAUCACAUUGACCCGCAUCUUUCAUCUUACCUACCAGUACCCGACCCUCGUCCGAGAGAUCACGACUCCUCAGCUCCCAGCCUUUUUGAAUGCCGCCUUGAACCUGGUAGGGACUUUGCAAAAGGUCCAGGGGGGCUCGAUCCGCGAGCCGAAGCCCAAUACUCCCUUCAUGGAGACGGUUUUGCACGCCGUUUUGGAGUUGAUUCCGCGUCACCCGACGAUAUUCCGCCCAUUCGCAAGCCAGAUUCGAUCCUUGGUGACCAGUGUUCUGAGUUUCCAGCCACCUGUGUUCUAUUCCGAGCCAGUCAUCGAUGUGGCCAAACAAGUGCUUGUCUCCCUCCACAAAUGUGCACCCAAGGACAAAUCGGGCCCUGCCUGGACAGGAGAUUGCAAAUCUACCAUUGUUUCUGCCCACAGAACAGCCGAUUUCAUCCUGCGGUCUAUUACAGAGCAAUGGGAAUCUGUCGAUUCAACAUUGACAGCACCACGACACAACUACAAUAAAGAAGUCUGGAAUGGAAUGCAUGCUGGAGCUCAAAGGCUGAUCACUCUCUUGGGAAUUCUGUCAGGGUUCGUCUCUACGCCAUCAGCCACUGCGGUUGCUCUUCCCCUAGGCCCCAUUCUGGACUUGACCUCCCGCCUCAACUCUGUGACCGUCCCGGCAAGCGGAGAAGGAUCGUCCACUGUGCAAGCCAAUUCUCAAAUUGGCCGUGAGGAGCGUGAAUUGCUGUUCGCUGAAUUGCCUCGCAUCCACGUUGCUUGUAUGGACCUUUUGGCACACGUUGUGAACAUUCUGGAGAACACUGCUGCUGCGAUCAUGCAAAAUAUGAUGGAUCAAGUCACUUGGGUUUUCCGGAAUGAACGUUUCAGCAGAGACGUGCGUAUGGCUGCCUAUGAUUUGCUUGGCCCUUUAGUCUCUUUGAACGGCCCAGCCAUGACCAAGCAGAGCAUGAGCUCUAUCAUCCCUGCUAUUCACUCUUGUUGUUCUGAGCUCCUCCCAGUCUCUGGAGACUCUGUCGCUCAGGUCAAGGCACAAUCUGACCCCAAGUCCAAGUCGAAGCAGGGCCAAACCUCAGUCAAUGCCGAUGCCUUCUUGAACCCUAGUCUUCAGAAAAACGGACACUCUCAAGAUGCCCACCGUUUUCCCGAGCUCGAACGUGCCGCCUCUGAGCUUUUGCAGAUUGUCCUCGCAUCCGUGCCUUCUGAGCUCCUGGCAUCCGUCCGAACUGAGAUCGACCGCACGAUCAUUUUGACAGCUGACAAGGAUGCAAUGCUCGCCAGUGUCUUGAACCCAGUCCCAGCCGUCAAGGGCCGUGCAGCUGGUGCUAGCAUCAUUCCCUUCUUGGUUCAGGCUCACGCCGAUCAGAUGGAGGUUGAGGCUCUGAUCCGUCCUAGAAUGCCGGUUCUCAUGACUGCUCCAGAACUUGACGCCUUUGCCGACGAGGAAGAUGAAGAAAAUGACGAAGAUAUGGUCGAUGAGUCGUAUCACGUUGCGGCGAGAGCUUCCGAUUUCCUGAAGGAGCCGGUCGUCGCUCCUACCGUGACUCAUAAGACCGAAGCCGCGGCGCCUUUGCACAAGCGGACCUACGUUGAUGAAACCACCACUCAGCCAGCCAGUCUCACUUUGGCCUCAAAACAGCAGUCGCAGACUAAGAAAGCCCGCUUUGAAGAGACCGUCACUUCUUUCGUCUCUCAGCCUGCCAAAAUUGAGGCGACAAUCGGGCCAAAGCCAGUCCAGUCUAUUUCGCAAGUGUCUUCCUCUGCGGUCGCCCCGCAACCCUCCGCUGAUGCAUCCUUGUCUGUGGAUGAUAGUGACGACGAAUUGCCCACUCUAAACAUUGAAUCUGACACUGAUGAUGAGGAUGAUGAUGAUGAGGAUGUUAACAUGGAAGGCUGA